This is a messenger RNA of Melampsora larici-populina 98AG31, 429 nucleotides long. RefSeq lists its product as uncharacterized. Bases 1 to 429 code for a protein of 142 amino acids. The transcript has 2 exons. The record is from RefSeq and is a predicted model, not a curated record. NCBI's taxonomy places the organism in Eukaryota, Fungi, Basidiomycota, Pucciniomycetes, Pucciniales, Melampsoraceae.
AUGGACAAAGCAGUGACGGAAGCGACAGAGAGAGUGAUCGCUUAUACGGAGACGAGGGAACAACCAGUGGCAUCAAACUUUCGCCAAUCACAAUCCACAGGCCCAGCGGGCACGGCAGAGAGAACACCACCUCCAGCCUGGACCAGAGCUAGAUCAGUGGCCCUCAGUUUACCUCCAGGCCCUCCUCUUGCCACCCCUCGCCGAUCAACAAAUGCUCGCCAGUCGCUAGCCCAAAUCAGCGAACAAGUCGACAGCGAAAACAGAAACGUACAAUACCUCCCCACCCCCACACCCAAAUAUCCACGUCUCAACCCUCGAACCCAAAACUGGAAGUCCCAGAACCCGGGCGGGAGGCAGAUAGCCAUGAUUCCCGACGGGGGGGGCAAGGCAGAGAUCCAUGAGCCACCAGAAGACGGAUGCCAACAGUGA